AUGGCGCUGCGCGCGAAGUUAUGGGCUGGCGGCUCGCGUGCUAGCCGUAAAAUGAUAGCACCGGACCAGUCGUUUGUCAUCCUUGGGAUGCUAGUGGGGUCUUCUGGACGCCCUUUACAACUGCGUGCCUUCAGCACGCCACCCAAGGAGCGAUCGGACGAAGAAUCGGGCCAAGUGUCUCAGGGCCCAUCGAUGUACCUUCAAAAGGCAUCUUCUACGGCCAAGGAUCUUGUGGAUCGGAGCUUAUUCCACAACUAUCCACGCUCCCUGCGGCAGCUAGCGCUCAAAGCGCGCUCUUUUGCGCAGAGCAACGGACAAGGACCCGAUACGGACAAGCACGGGAAGGAACAGCGGCCCACGAAGGACGAACUACUCCGGAUUGCACGCGGAUUCUGGACACGCAUGCGCAUUCGCUUCAAGUGGUUUACGAUCCGUGGCUUCCGGCGCUUCAACAUUGACGACCUCAGCGCGUUCUUCACGCUGGGCGGCCUGGGCACCGCCAUCUGGGUGAUUGUCGGCACGACGACGUUUGUGUCAGUCAUUUUUGCCACACUCAACGCGCUUAAUCUACAGGAGUGGUUUGCCAUGCAAUUGACUAAAUUCCUCUCGCGACAAACGGGGUUCACGAUCGUGUGCGGCAGUGCCAUUGUACCCAAGUGGAAGGAGGGGCGCAUUAGCUUCAAAGAUGUGGUGAUUUCGCGUCGAGCUGAACCCAUGGAUCCGGAGCGGCUCCGGGCAGAGCGUCAGUCUCAAGACACGGAUACCCGGCGUCUGGACACCCAUCUGUUGGAAAUGCGACUGGGUGACGAGCCUACGAUCCCCGCAUUUGACACAGGCGAUCAUCUCGUGCGUCCCAUUCGUGAGGAAGAUGCGAAGAAGCGCGAGAGUCACGCUGAUACCAACUUUUCCAUGUUCGAGCUGCGCGUAGACUCGAUUGAUGUGCAGCUCAGUCUACGUCGGUGGCUCGAUGGACAUGGCUUCCUUCACAAGAUGGAUGUGCGUGGAAUUCGCGGCAUUGUGGAUCGACGGCAUGUGUUCUGGGACCCGGAUGUCCCGUACGAUCCGCGCCUGGCACGCCGCACACCCAAGCCGAAUGACAUUGAUCUGGAUUCGUUCACGAUCGAGGACUUUUUGGUCACCGUGUAUCAGCCCGGGGAUUUCCGCCCCUUUAAUGUGAGUAUCUUCAAUGCUAGCUUCCCGCGUCUACGGACACAAUGGCUGUUCUAUGACAUGCUGAAUGCCGAUUCUAUGACAGGACAGCUGGACGGCUGUCUGUUCAGCCUGCACAAGCCCCAGAGCGCCUACCACACAACACGGAGCAUGUACAGCAAAGUUGGAAAAGACCAUGCACCCUACAUUCAAAACUGGGUACGCCUUGCUACUAACGACAGUCGCGUCUGCGUGUGGACGGCGUCAACAUUGACCAUGUACAAAAAAUGGCCGGCUUGGCCGGGCCACUCAUGUGGAUCUACUCGGGCCGCUUUGACUGUAUUGGUGGCCGAUAUCAAAUUCCCCCGGCAAUAUGGCGAAGAUGUCGACAUCAAUAUGGUCAUCUCUGAAAUCUUGGAGAACCUCAAUAAUACGUUUGCGCCGGGUCGCUACGAGUCAAUACACCCUGAUGACGAGCUCAUUCCCGGACAGCCAGUGCUGAGCGGCCCUGCAAUUCUGGCGCCCGUCACCGCUGUGGGUCCCGUCGCAGAGCGGGCGCGGCAGCAGCGCGCCGAGCACGACGAGGCAGCGCGCCAGCGCCAGCGACCGCGCAUCGGGCCACCUGUUCCCGCGGACGAGGUGUCUGAGUCGGACCGCGAUUGGCAUCUCUCGAUGAACGAGGUGGGCGACGCGCCGGGGAUUCCACCCUCGGUGGUCAUCGAGCUUGAUAUUCGCUUCAAGGACAUCAAAGCAUCCAUGCCCAUCUUCACGCGCGCUCUGAGCUACUCGACCUAUGCCCUGGCGCGGCCCAUCGUGGCCUUUAUGAAUGCGAACAAAACCUUGAUUCCAGUGAACUGCCGCGUGGUGAUGGACCUGGUACGCUCAAUGAGACUGACGCAACAGAGCGAAUUCGACGGGUCCCUUGAUCUUUCUCAAACGGGCCUGCCCCCUCUCGUAUCGGACAAGAUCUGGGAGGCCAUGGCGAACCAUGUGGCGUCACAGCAGGCGAACAACCAACGGGUGCGCAAUGUCAGCUUGUGGACACUGAGCCUAGUGGCACAGUCACUCCUGCGCAUCGUGCGCCAUCUGCGCAACACGCUGGUGCGGGCUAUGCCAUCGGAGGUGCCAGCUACGUAA
Malassezia sympodialis ATCC 42132 is the source of this 2286-nucleotide messenger RNA. RefSeq lists its product as uncharacterized. Gene Ontology annotation, biological process: mitochondrion inheritance; mitochondrion organization. The record is from RefSeq and is a predicted model, not a curated record. Lineage: Eukaryota; Fungi; Basidiomycota; Malasseziomycetes; Malasseziales; Malasseziaceae. Gene Ontology annotation, cellular component: mitochondrial inner membrane. The transcript is spliced from 3 exons. Bases 1 to 2286 code for a protein of 761 amino acids.